This is a messenger RNA of Pipistrellus kuhlii (Kuhl's pipistrelle), 9048 nucleotides long. RefSeq names its product matrix remodeling associated 5 (gene MXRA5). Gene Ontology annotation, molecular function: protein binding. The coding region runs from base 46 to 8865 and encodes 2939 amino acids. NCBI's taxonomy places the organism in Eukaryota, Metazoa, Chordata, Mammalia, Chiroptera, Vespertilionidae. Gene Ontology annotation, cellular component: extracellular region. The transcript is spliced from 7 exons. The record is from RefSeq and is a predicted model, not a curated record.
CCCUCUCCUCUCCCUCCCGCAGGUCACCGGGGCCCAGAGGACAGGAUGCUGCUGCCCCAGCGCGCCCCCUGGCGGGCGCUGUGGGCGGUGCUGCUCCUGGCCUGCGCGCCGCCCCCGCCGGCCGCGGGGUCCUGCCCGCGCCCCUGCUCCUGCUACGCGCCCACCGAGGUCCACUGCACCUUCCGCUCGCUGGCGGCCGUGCCCGCCGGCCUCCCCGCGGGCGUGGAGCGCGUCAACCUGGGGUUUAACAGCAUCCAGACCCUGUCGGACUCCGCCUUCGCCGGGCUGAAGAGGCUGGAGCUGCUCAUGGUCCAUGGAAACAACAUUCCCAGCAUCCCUGACGGCGCCCUCCGAGACCUCAGCGCCCUGCAGGUCCUCAAGUUCAGCUACAACAAACUGCGGGUGCUGACGGCCCACACCCUGCGCGGCCUGAGGGGCCUCGUGCGGCUGCACCUGGACCACAACGAGCUGGAGUUUCUGCACCCCCACGCCCUCCUCGGCCUGCGGUCCCUCCGCCUGCUGCAGCUCGAGGGAAACCGGCUGUCCCAGCUGCACCCUGCCGCCUUCGCCACCGUCCGGCCGCUCGGCCAGUUCCCGCUGUCCGGCGUCCGGCACCUGUACCUGGCCGACAACCGGCUGCGCCGGCUGCCCGAGGGGCUGCUGGGGGCCAUGCCGCUGCUGGAGAACGUGUUUCUGCAGGGCAACCCCUGGGCCUGCGACUGCGACAUGGGCUGGCUGCCCGGCUGGGCGGCCAGGGCUCCCGGCAUCCUCAAGUGCAAGAAGGACAAGGCCUAUGAGGGCGGCCAGCUCUGCGCGGCCUGCUCCAGCCCCCGCGCGCUCCUCGGCCGCGAGCUCCAGUCCCUCCGGGACAUCCCCUGCGCCCGGCCCUCCAUCGAAUCCCCGCUGAGGCCCAACACGACCGGCAGUGGCAGCAGCAACAGCGUCGUCUUCGACGAGGAAGAAGAAGAAGGAGACUCGGACGAAGACGCAGACGCCGACAGCCCUCUCCCUGCGGCCGCCCUCCCGUCCCCGCCCUGGACGGUCGCCUUCAACAUGACGGACGAACACGGCAACACGGUGAGUCUGGCCUGUGGCGUCCGGCAGCCGCCGCGCCUGGACGCCGUGCGGCUGAACCAGACGGAGUCCCAGGAAACGGAGGUCAACGCCACCCUCGCCCUGGAGCUCUCCUGCCCCAUGACCCGGGACAAGUACGAGAAGCUGUGGAAGCUCAUCGCCUACUACAGCGAGGUGCCCGUCACCCUGAACCGGGAGGUUGCUGAUGCCGAUGAGCCCACCGACGGCCGUGACACCCCUGGGGGGGCGGCCGCCUCCUACAGACAAGACGCCGACGCGGACGCACUGUACUACACGGGCGUCCGCGCCCGCGUGCUGGCCACGCCUGCCUGGAUCCUCCAGCCGUCCGUCUGCCUGCAGCUCAAUCGCCGCCAGAGCACGUCGCAGAGGGUCCUGCUGUCGUACCGGUCGCCGUUGGCCUGGUCGACUGCCAGCAGCGAGGAGGACACCGGCAGGGCCCGCGGCCGGAGCUGGGUCAUGAUCGAGCCGGACCCGGACGCCCCGAGGGCCCUCGCCGUCCUCGAAGGCUCGCCGUGCGAGCUGGGGUGCCGUGUGCGGGCGUCGGAGAGCCCGUCUAUGGCCUGGGUUCUCCCGGACGGCUCGGUGUUAUCGGCAUCCGCCCGCACGGACGGCAGAUUCUCCAUGCUGACGGGAGGCGGGCUGAGGAUCGGGGCGGCCGCGCGCGCGGACACGGGGCUGUACCGGUGCCUGGCCGCGGUCCCGGACGACACGGCCAGCCUGGCCUUCCGGGUCGUGGUGGUGCCUCGGACGGCACAGCCCCCCGAGGAAGGACGGGCGGCGAGCGUCCCCAAGAAUCCGGGCGAACCCCUGAUGCUGCCCUGCCGGGCGCUGGCCGUGCCCGAGGCCCAGCUCACCUGGAUCCUUCCCAACCAGAGGAUGGUCCACGCCUUGGCCAACACCUCCAGGGCCUACGUCCUGGCCAACGGGACCCUCUCCAUCCCUGAGGUGCAGGCCGGGGACGGAGGCUUCUACCGGUGCAUCGCCGUCAACCAGCAGGGGGCAGACCAGCUCACGGUGGGCGUCGCGGUCAGCAGGAGAGGGCCGGGGGGCAGGGCGUCCAAACGGGGACGGCGGCCCGGCUGGUCCCGGCCCAGAGGGGGCAUCGUGGAAGACGAAGGAGGCUCGGGCAUCGGCCCCCCCGGAGACACUCCGUCGAGGAGGGUCCCGCACACCAAGGAGCAGAAGGGGCGCCGGAAGCCGAAAUCCUGGAGGCACCCCGAGAAGGAGCCGGAGGCAGAGAGCCGGGUCGCCGAGGGCCGCCGCGGGUUCGAGUCCAGGCGGAGGGUCCACGUGGCCAGCAAGCAGAUCAACCCGGACCACUGGGCCCACAUCCUGGCCCGGGUCCGAGGGAGGAACCCCUCCAGGGACGGGGGGACGGUGGAGACCGCCACGGCGCCCGCCGAGACCACCGACAACGCCACGCCCGUCCGUCCUGUCCCUCCUCCUCCCUCCGCGUCCCCCGCAGCCCACAGGACAGCCGGCCCUGACGAGGAAUUCUCGGCAGACGCUCUGUUCGUGGGGGAGGAAGACCCCGUAUCCGGGCCUGGAGUCCUGACAACAGAAGCCGGAGCCACCAGCUCCGAUCUCACCGGCUCCGAUCGACGGGAAUCCAUUGACGACGAUGACGACGAGGAGUUUUCUGAAAACACACAGGGUCUACCUCCGUGGGCCGUGGCCACCCCAGGGCCAUCGGAGGUGCCUUACAAGUCUUCGACGCCCCAGAUCCUGGGCCCGACCGACGAGGAAUCCGUCAGCGAUCACAUGCCCACCGACAGCUGGUCUACUCCAGCCAUGGACAACUGGUCUACUCCAGCCAUGGACAACUGGUCUACCCAACCCAUGGACAACUGGUCUACCCAACCAAUGGACAACUGGUCUACCCAACCCAUGGACAACUGGUCUACCCAACCCACCAUGGACAACUGGUCUACCCGACCCAUGGACAACUGGUCUACUCAGCCCAUGGAUAACUGGUCUACCCGACCCAUGGACAAUUGGUCUACCCGACCCAUGGACAACUGGUCUACCCAACCCAUGGACAACUGGUCGACCCAAGUUGGCCCCACCAUCGCCAUGGAAGACCGGUCGAUGACGGCGGCAGACGUUGGGCCUGUGCCCGAGCCAACAUCUCGUGAGAGCAUGUCCCCCUCGGCUGCCAUCUCCGUGGGCCCGUCGGACUCCCAAUGGGAGACCCGUUCAGCAUCGGAUGAGGACAAGAAGGAAGGACAGGCCUCCCGAGGCGUCGCCCCAACGCCCGCCUUGUCCGCGGUGGACCCCUGGGCCGGAAAAGGCUCAGAGGAGGACCCUCGGAAGCUUCCGGAAGGAGUCACGCCGGGGAGAGCGCCCCCAAGCUCCCGAGGAUCCACAAUGGAGCGUUUCGGCGUGGAAUCCACCCCGUUGCUUGGUUUUCUCGCUGAGAACCAAGUGGGUCCCGUGGCGCCCGCCACGUUCACUCCCCCUCCCCGGAAACGGCCCCACGGUGGGGGGAGGAGGCGGCCACGGCCCCACCGCGCCCGACAGCGCCACAAGGCGACGCGUACGCCCACCACCAUGUCCGCCCCGACGGGGGCCUUCUCCCCUGGAGUCAUUCAAGACCCCGAAGCCGUGACCCCCGGGCGAGGGGACGGGUGGUCGGCGCCCACCUCUUGGGGGCAGCCUACGGCGGGGACCCCCAAACAGGUGAGUGUGGAGACGCCUGCGGAGCCCGCGACCAAGGGGACCCCACGGAGAAAGCACGGCAGGAGGCCGAACAAACACAGGCACAGCACCUCCACGGUGGGCACUCCAGAGAAGACGCCGACGGAUACAGCCACUGCUCCCCAUCCGGGCACGGCCCUGGUGCCCGCCACCUUCUCCCUGGGAAUCGGGGGCCCCCAUGAGGCCAUGACAGCAGCAGCAGCAGCAGCAGCUUCUAGCACCACCACCACCCCCAACACACACACAUCUCGUGGUGCACCCCAAGAUGCAGCGCUGGCCACGUCCACGCCCGCGUCCGAGGAGAGAGAGACGGAGACUUCCGAUGACUCCGACAUGCGUGACGCCACCCGUGAGCCCGUCACCCGUGUCCCGGCACCGCCCGGGUUCGAGACCUCCACCGUGAGAGACACGAAGAACGCAUUCUUAACGUCGAGCUUUCCGGGAACGGAAAACGGGGGUCGGCCGAGGACGGCCCAGCCCGGGGGUCUGCAGACGGACGCCCCCGCCACCCACUCUUUGGAGACCCCAACGCACGCGUCACCCUCUCCCCAAGAGUCGGGGGACCCGGGUUUGCCCUCGGAGGCCCCCCCGUCAGUGUCCGUGACGCGCUCUAUGCAAGAAGGCGUGGUUGCUUCGUCUGCAUGGAGCGCGGGUGUAGACACAGCUGCUCGUCGGGAUGGAUCCACCACCCGUGGUGGGGGUCCUGGUGUCCUCACGCCAGCCCCGUUCCCAGCCACCCGUCCCAUGACUGUGCAUCCCACCACCACGGAUACCGUCUACCGCCCGUCAAGCCCGCCACCUCCUCCAGUGUCCACGGAUUCCUCCAACCUCGUGGGGGUCCCCAGAACCCAAACGGAGGAGAAGGAGGAGGAGGAGAAGGAGAAGGAGAAGGGGGAAGAGAAGGAGAAGAAGGAGGAGGAGGAGGAGGAGGAGGAGAUGGAGGAGGAGGAGGAGAAGAAGAAGGAGAAGAAGGAGGAGGAGGAGAAGGAGGAGGAGGAGGAGGAGAUGGAGGAGAAGAAGAUGGAGAUGGAGGAGGAGGAGAAGGAGAAGGAGGAGAAGAUGACACAGCCAACAUGGUGGCCAGUACAUGCCCCAACCACCCCAUCUCCCAGGACAGACGCCGCUCCCGUCACUCCAAGCCGGGAGGUCACUGGGAAGGCCGAGAAGACCACACACAUCCUUCUACGCAGCCCCGAUGGUCCCCACCACCACCACCCCCUUCUCCCAACCCAGCCGGCCGGCGUCUCCGGCCCGCCCGUCCCUCCGAGGGGGACCUGGAGACCUCCCGCAUGGACCACACGGAGCCCCUUCCGAUCCCCCACGACCGUCCAUCCUCCUCGUCACCACGGAACCAGCAGGCUGAGCAUCGUGACGUCCCCGUGGCACGUCCUACGGGACCGCACGCUCUCGGCCUCGACGACGACGACGACGACGACGACGGUGGCAAUGCCGAGACCGACCCCUUCCAGCCUGGCCAUGGGCCACGGAACGAACCCAACCACCCGUCACGGCCGCACACAGGCGCUCGGCUCCAACAGCCUCCCCGACGUCAGACCCCCUCACCCGUCCAGCGGGAGGUCCUCGUUCUUGCUCAACAGGGCCUUCCCGUGGCCACCGUCGGCCGUGACCCCCAAGACCCAGACCCCGGCCCCUCCCACCCCAGGGACCCGGGCGCGAGCCGUCCACCCGUUUGCCAGCGACCGUCGCAUCCGCACUCAGACCGUCAUCUCCCACGUGGACUUGGGGCCCCCGGCCCCGCCGGCCCCUCCGUCUCCGCCACCGCCGUCCUCCACCCGCCCUGUCCCCUUCAUGACAGCACCCCCCAGGCCGCCUUCCGGAACCUUCCGUCCGGGCGGGGCCAGGGUCUUCUCGGCAGCGGGAGGGCCGCCGGCUGCGUCUAAGCUCUGGGCAGCUGGGGAGGCGCCGAGGAUCAUCAGCAAGUCGCCCCCGACCGUGACCGUCACGGCCGAGGCGGACGCUGCAAUUCCAUGCGAGGUCACAGGGAGGCCAGAGCCCUUUAUAACCUGGACCAAGGUCUCCACCGGCGCCCUGCUGACCCCCAAUACCCGCGUCCAGCGCUUCCAAGUCCUCAAAAACGGCACUUUUCUCAUCCACCGUGCCCAGCCCCAGGACCGGGGCCAGUACGUGUGCACUGCCCAGAAUCUGCAUGGCGCCGACCGGCACUCCGUCCUGCUGUCCGUGUCCACCCAGCUCCCCCAGAUCCUGCCGGCCUCCCCGUCCCAAUCCCAUACCCAGUACCAGGACAUCACCGUGUCCCUGGGGGACACCAUCUCCAUGGAGUGCCUGGCCCGGGGCACCCCCCUGCCACAGAUCUCCUGGAUCUUUCCCGAUCGCCGUGUCUGGCUCCAGGCGUCCCCCGUGGAGAGCCGGGUGACCGUCCACCCAAACCGGACCCUGUCCAUCAAGGAGGCGUCCUUCUCCGAUCAGGGCGUGUACCGGUGCGUGGCCAGCAACGCCGGGGGCGCCGACAGCCUGGCCAUCCGUCUGCACGUGACCGCACUGCCCCCCGUGAUCCAGCAGGAGGCGACGGAGAACAUCACUCUGGCCCCCGGGCUGAGCGUCCACAUCCACUGCGCGGCCAAGGGGGCGCCGGCCCCCGCCGUGCGCUGGCUGCUGCCCCCCGACGGCACCCCGAUCCGGCCCUCGCAGUUCCUCCGGGGGAAGCUGUUCCUGUUCCCCAACGGGACCCUCUACAUCAGGAACCUGGCCCCCAAGGACUCCGGCCGGUACCAGUGCGUGGCCGCCAACCUGGUGGGCUCCGCCCGCCGGGAGGUGGCGGUGACCGUGAGGGCCCCCGGGGCGGCCGCCAACGCCCGCAUCACGGGCAGCUCCCCGCGCAGGACGGACGUGCGCUUCGGGGGGACCCUGCGGCUGGACUGCAGCGCGUCCGGCGAGCCCUGGCCACGUGUGCUGUGGAGGCUGCCCUCCAAGCAGAUGGUGGACGGAGUCUUCAGCCUGGACCCCCGCGUCCGUGUCCUGGCCAACGGCACCCUCGUGGUCCACGCCGUCACCGAGCGGGACGCGGGCGACUACCUGUGUGUGGCCCGCAACAAGGCCGGCGAUGACUUUGUGGUCCUGGGCGUCAACGUGGUCACACGGCCGGCCAGGAUCGAGCAGAAGGACGCCGGCCACCACCAUCCCCACCACCACCAGCAUUCCCACCACCAGCACCACCGUGUCCCGUACGGCGGCGACCUCCGUGUGGACUGCGUGGCCUCGGGCCUCCCGGACCCCGAGAUCUCCUGGAGCCUGCCGGACGGGAGCCUGGUGCACCCCUUCGUGCAGUCGGACGGCGGCGACGGCGUCAUCAACGGCGUUGGCGGUGGGGCACGGUCCAAGCGUUACGUGGUGUUCCACAACGGGACCCUGUUCUUCAACGAGGUCGGCCUCCGCGAGGAGGGGGACUACACCUGUGUCGCCGAGAACAGGGCGGGCAAGGAUGCCAUGACCGUGCGGGUCAAGGUGGUGACAGCGCCCCCUGUCAUCCGGAACAAGACGCACGCCGUCCUGCGGGUGCCUUACGGCGACACGGCGUCACUUGCCUGUGAGGCCAAGGGCGAGCCGCCGCCCAGGAUCACCUGGCUGUCGCCCGCCAACAAGCUCAUCCCGAGCGGCCCCGCAGACAAGUCCCACGGCGGCCCCGCAGACAAGUCCCACGGCGGCCCCGCAGACAAGUCCCACGGCGGCCCCGCAGACAAGUCCCACGGCGGCCCCGCAGACAAGUACCAGGUCUACCAAGAUGGCACGCUGCUCAUCCAGAAGGCCCAGAGAGCCGACAGCGGCAACUACACCUGCGUGGCCCGCAACACAGCCGGGGAGGACCGCAAGUCGGUGUGGGUCCAGGUCCACGUUCGGGCGCCCACCAUCAACGGCCACGCGGACCCCGUGGCCACGGCGAGCGAGGCCGGCCUGGUGGGCAGCCGGAAACUCAUCGACUGCCUCGCCCGGGGCGUCCCCGCGCCCAGAGUCCUGUGGGCCUUCCCCGAGGGCGUCGUCCUGCCCGCCCCGUAUUUCGGGAACCGGGUGACCAUCCACCGCAACGGGACGCUGGACAUCCGCAGCCUCAGGAGCAGUGACGCCGUCCGGCUGGCCUGCAUCGCGCGCAACGAGGGCGGCGAGGCCCGGAUGACGGUGCAGCUCGCCGUCCUGGAGCCCCCGACGUUCCACGACCCUGCGGACGAGACCAUCACGGCCGCGGCCGGCCACACCAUCAGCCUCAACUGCUCGGCGUCCGGCGUCCCGGCCCCCACGCUCCAGUGGGCGCUGCCCAACGGGACGCAGCUCCCCGGGGGCUGGCAGCUGCAGCGGUUUUUCCACAAGCAGGACGGCAUGCUGCACAUCGCCGGGCUGGCGGCGGCCGACGCCGGCGCCUACCGGUGCGUGGCCAGCAACGCGGCCGGCCGGGCCGAGCGGCGGGUGUCCCUGCGGGUGGGCCUCGGCGCGCCGGACGCCAAGCAGCAACAGUAUCGCAACCUGGUGAGCAUCGUGCACGGGGAGACGCUGGAGCUGAAGUGCUUGCCCCCGGGGCCGCGUCCGGCCGCGUCCGGGGGCCACCCAGCGCGCGUCUCCUGGACGCUGCCCAGUGGCGUGUCCCUCCGGGGGCCGCAGACGAGAGGCCGUGUCUCCGCGCGGGAGAACGGUUCGCUCAUCGUGCGGGAGGCGUCCGUGUACGACCGUGGCACGUACGUGUGCAGGAGGACGGGAAACGGCGAGGACGGCGCGUCCGCGGUCAGCUUCCCGGUCAUCGUCAUCGCCUACCCGCCCCGCAUCACCAGCCAGCCGGCGCCGGUGACGUACGCGCGGCCGGGGACCGCCGUGCGCAUGGACUGCGUGGCCGUGGGGCUCCCCAAGGCCCAGAUCACCUGGGAGCUCCCCGACGGGUCCCAGCUGGCCGCAGGGACGCAGGCCCGGAUGUAUGGACACAGAUUCCUGCACCCACAGGGGUCCCUCACCCUCCAGCAGGUCGCCCCGAGAGACAGGGGGUUCUACAAGUGCACGGCCAAAAACGUGCUGGGCACAGACUCCAAGACCACCUACGUCCACGUCUACUGAGGCAUGGACUAGUAUAGGGCAAUGGGUCUUGUGGACAGAAGGAUUGUCCCUGGCUCGAUUCCUUCUCGGUCAAGGGUGAUUGAAGGCACAUGCCCGGGUGGCAGGCUCUCAUCCCCAGGGGGGGAGACGUGCAGGAGGCAGCCGAUCCAUGGUUCUCUCUCAUCGCUGAUGUUUCUCUCUCUC